AAUGUACUGUAGUACUGUCCCUUGGAUGGUGCUGGCAUUAUCAGUAAACCUGACUCGAAUCAUCGUACUUAAGCCCUGAAGACGAAUACCUUGAUCGGACCGGAUCUUUUCCUUUCAUGAUAUGUCAGUUAGCUUGUUUAUUCAUGCAACCUGCGAGCAUGAGAUCUGGUCCUUCAUUCUAUUCAUGCAUAUAUCUGGCGUCAUGAAAAGGUUUGAUACCGGAACGAUAGUCUUCAGUACCUUCCUAUGUAUCCCAUUCCUCACUGACAGCCUUUCCGCUUCUUUUAACAUUGAACAGCUCGCUUUUGCUUUUGCUUUUGCUUUUGCUUUUGCUUUUGCCUUGAUCUUAAUUCGUUCAACAGGCGGGGGAAGUAGUAUUGAAUUCUGUCCAUUAGUUUGAUAUACCACCGCACAGGUUAGCAGCACUUCAGUUAUUUCUCUGGCGCGCUGCGCAAGAAACCCGAAGAAUAUAAUCCAAGUACUGGGGUCGUCAGCAGUUCAGAUGCUAUCACCAUGUCGAUCACUGUGAAUGUCUUAUCGGCCGUUGGGCUUGCAUCAGACACAUUAACAACCCUUUCAUUUUGAUAUUCCUAUCUCGCUCGUCUCUGGGCAGUCGGGCGUUCGCCUUAAAGGAAUGUAGCCUCACGACCUCACCGCUCUCGAAACCUCCAUAAAGCUGUCAGCGUGAUGUUGUCCUUAGUUUCGACCCCUUCGACGGCCCCGGAUUCCUUCAGUUUAUCUGAUUAAAGGCCUGGGAUAGAUCUAUCAACCUGCUACGGCUCAUAGUGCAAACCUUUACUACCGUAUGGGUGGGGCCUCAGUUCUCCUCCCCUGCACACCUAUGCAGAAGGUGGGGAGUGCAAUGUAUGUCAUCACCCGAUGCUUGCUAAUGUGCAAUCAAAACUUCAGGCCUUCAGGUGAUGAAUAUCAAUACUCCCUAACAUUGGUAAGCAUCAUGACGUUCCAACUCAAUGAUUUGUACCCACAAACUCUUACAAUGUGGACGUACGCUGGAGACUGGAUGCCAAGGUCAAUAUUCACUACUUUCAACAAUUCUGUCGCAUGGACUGACAUGACAUAUCUUUGGAGUAUUCAAAAUCAUCUUUGGACAACGCCUUUAAAUGAUAUGUUAUCACUACUAUACGUUCGUAUAUAUCUACUAUGAAUAUGAAGCCACCUAUGCACUU
This is a messenger RNA of Somion occarium, 1187 nucleotides long. The record is from the annotation of a GenBank genome assembly. Lineage: Eukaryota; Fungi; Basidiomycota; Agaricomycetes; Polyporales; Cerrenaceae.